UCCCAGAAGAAGAGCGUCAGUGCGCAUGUGCAGCAGCAUCAGCGGAGGAGGACAACAUGGCGCUGGUUCCGUACACGGACUCUUCACCUGUUCUGUCCAAACUCCACCGCUCAUCCGCUCAGUUCAGCUUCGGCUCGCAUCGCGUCACUGUGUCUCAGGACUGGAGGAGACAUGGAGUCGCUGCUGUGGUGUGGGACGCGGCCGUGGUCCUGUGCGUGUACAUGGAGCAGAUGCAGCUGAAGGAGAAGCACGUGAUUGAACUGGGAGCCGGAACUGGACUCGUGGGGAUCGUCGCAGCUUUGAUGGGAGCCAAAGUGACCAUCACUGAUCGAGCCUCGGCGCUGGACCUCCUCUCCACUAACGUGAAGUCCAACCUGCCUCCGGACCGUGAGGGUUCAGCCACGGUGUCCGAACUGACCUGGGGUCAGAGCCUCGACCGUUACCCCGCCGGGGGAUUCGACCUGGUGCUGGGCGCGGACAUCGUUUACCUGGAGGACACGUUCGUGUCGCUGCUGCAGACGCUGGAGCACCUGUGCUCGGACUCCACCGUGGUGCUGCUGGCCUGCAAGAUCCGCUACGAGCGAGACACCAACUUCCUGAGCAUGUUCAGGGAGCGCUUCAGGGUGGAGGAGGUUCACUACGACCAAGAGAGAGACAUCCACAUAUACAAAGCCUGGAAGCUGCUGGAGCCCAGGACGGAUUUAUGAGAAAUAAAACAAGACAUUUUACCAGAAACACAUUUAUUACCAGCUGCCAAAAAUGUAAUAUUUGAAUAGCUCUGACAUAAAGCACUGUAUCAUACAAGUUGGUGCUGACAUUUAGAAACUGUGUGUACAAAAAUCCAAAAGCAACAUAAAAAAAAGCAUAUUACUGUCAUGACUAUACAUAAUACCUAAAAGAAUACUGUACGACUCUGUUAGCAUGAACACGUCCACUCUGCCUCUCACAGUCUUUGUGUUUUACAUUUGGUCGCACUUUGCAAUCCUGGAGCGGACGUUUGGUGAGAACUGAUAACCGAUCAAAUUCAAUAUGUGAAGAUAAUGAAUAACAAAACGUCCACAGACACUUAGUGAUGACAAACUGGUUCUCUGUGUAAAAUCCUAAAGAGGCUUCUCACCCGGCGGCGGCGAGAUGACGCAGUGUGAAAUGUGGUAGGAUUGUAUAAGCAAAGAAAGUGCGAAUGCCACUAAUCCUGUAAACGCAACCUUGACACCUCGUCUGUUGAUGUCACAACAAACAGGCGUCCUGGUUAUCAACAAUCGGUUUUACAGAAUUAUUUGAAGCGUUCCCAAACUAAAAAUUUAAAAACGGUAUUACAAGACUAAAAUACACAGACAUGCCAGUGAAGGGCUGCACG
This is a messenger RNA of Paralichthys olivaceus (Japanese flounder), 1357 nucleotides long. It is a transcript of the gene mettl21a, whose product is annotated as methyltransferase 21A, HSPA lysine. Gene Ontology annotation, molecular function: protein-lysine N-methyltransferase activity. Gene Ontology annotation, cellular component: cytoplasm; cytosol. Gene Ontology annotation, biological process: peptidyl-lysine methylation. Lineage: Eukaryota; Metazoa; Chordata; Actinopteri; Pleuronectiformes; Paralichthyidae. The record is from RefSeq and is a predicted model, not a curated record.